AUGCCCAAACUAGUCAAUCAAACAAUGAUUGGGGAUGCAAGUGAUCUCUGUCUUAAGAUUGGCUACAUAAUAAGUGCCAACGGAUACCAAGUGGAUACCUUCAAUAUCGGCAGUCUUGUUGCUACCUCUCAAUGUCGUCAUGAAGAAACCAAUUUUUUUUGCAUUGGUCCAUCAUUUGCUGCAGUUAAACGGAGAAUUUUAUUUAUUGAUGUCGAUGCACAUGAUGCUGCUGGUGCAAUCGGCGAAAGUUGUCCACUGCUCUCAAUGAGAACAUUAAACCAACAGCGAUUGAUUCAGACGAUAUAUCAGAAGAUCAGUCCAAAAAUGGAUGACGAAUAUAGUAACGUGAGAUCAAAUGAAGAAUAG
Molecule: messenger RNA, 366 nt
Organism: Ascoidea rubescens DSM 1968
Lineage: Eukaryota; Fungi; Ascomycota; Saccharomycetes; Ascoideales; Ascoideaceae
Exons: 1
Coding region: 1-366 (121 amino acids)
Source: RefSeq, a predicted model, not a curated record